AAUGGUGCAAAAUUAAUCACCUUUUAACAUCACCAUUUAAUGGGACCCACUUUCCCACCAUUCACAGCUCACUUCCACACUUACGUGGAGGAGAGAGAAAAACUUAAACCCACUUUUCAUUGUCCAAAUUUUGUAUUUUGCCGCGCUAUACCCCUCAUAAACAAUUACAAAAUAAAAAUAAAAUUUGAAAACCACUUUUUUAGGUUCGGAAUUUGUCUCUUGUUCCAAACCUAAGGUUCGGACAUUUCUCCCGAACCUAAUCUCUCAAAAUCAAAAUUCCCCCCUUUAUUGUCACUUCACACAGUUCUCCCUCUUUCCUUCAUUUUCUCUCUCCUCUUUCUUUCACCUCUUUCUCGUGUCAACCAUGCCGUUUUCUGCAACUGUUUAUUUCUCUUAAAAUCUUGAAACUUCCUACAAAAAUGUCAAUUAUUUUCAUCAAAGAUUAAAUCUUUUUCAAUCUCCAAAAUUGGGUUUUUUUUUUGGAAUGUAAAUUUCUUAAUUUUUCAUGCUUCUUUGAGCUUUUCUCACGGUACUUUGAAUUUAAAGAUAAUAAAAAAAGGAUAAAUUUAAUGCAGAGAUCAACAACCUCAAUCAAAUUCACAUGCAUCCUUAAAAAUUGAUUAAUUUGUCGACCCUCAUUUCUCCUGUUACUCAAUUUUUUUUUCUUAAUUAUCACCCAAAUCACAAAAUUUAAAUAAAAAAAUUAUAAAUUCUCUCCCAUUUUUCUUCCACCAAUCCCAAUUUAAUUCAAAUAAAUAAAUAAAAAAACCCACUGAAUUAUUUUGAUUUAUAGCUUUUGAAAUAAUUGAAUUGGGUUUUUGUCUUUGUGAUAAAAAAAAUGGGUUCAAUUUCUGAGGGACCCACCUCUUCUUCUUCAUCAUUUUCAUCUUCAAGCUCAAAUGGGAGGGAAAUUGAUCCAUUGUUAAGGGAUUUGAGUGAGAAAAAGCAAAACUUUAAGCGAAACGUGGUGUCUUUGGCGGCGGAAUUGAAGGAGGUUCGAACUCGUUUGGCAGUGAAGGAGCAAUCUUAUGUUAAAGAAACCCUAACAAGGCAGGAAGCCGAGGCGAAGGCGAAGGGGAUGGAGGAAGAAGUGUAUAGAUUACAUAAAAGUUUAGAUGAGAGAAAUAAACAAUUACAGGCAUCAGCUUCAUAUGCUGAAAAGCAGUACCUUAAAGAUCUGGAUGAUCUUAGAACUCAGCUCACGAUUACUCGAGCUACAGCAGAUGCAAGUGCUGCCUCAGCUCAAUCAGCCCAACUGCAGUGUUUGACUUUGCUGAAGGACCUCGAUGAAAAGAAUAAUGCAAUAAAGGAACAUGAAGAUCGAGUGAAGAGGCUGGCAGAGCAAUUAGAUAAACUGCAGAACGAUCUUCAAGUGAGGGAGUCUUCACAGAAGCAACUGAAAGACGAAGUCCUGAGAGUUGAGCAUGAUAUCAUGGAAGCCAUGGCAAAAUCUGGCUUUAACAUGGACUGUGAACUGAGGAAAAUAUUAGAUGAGGUUUCACCCAAAAAUGUUGAGAAUAUGAACAAGCUUUUGUCAGUAAAGGAUGAUGAAAUUGCCAAACUAAGGGACGAGCUAAGGAAUCUGUCUGCCCAUUAUAAGCUAAAGGUCAAGGAUCUGGAGACACAGAUGGAGAAACAUCGAAAGGCUGAUCAAGAGCUGAAGAAGCGAGUUCUGAAAUUAGAAUUCUGUCUCCAGGAUGCUCGUUCUCAAACAAGAAAACUUCAGAGGGCGGGGGAGCGAAGGGACAAGGCUAUAAAAGAAUUAAGGGAUCAAUUAGCUAUGAAGCAACAAGUUGCAGCAAAGAGUGAUGAGAAGCAGAAUAAUUUCUGGGAAAGUUCCAACUUCAAGAUUUUGGUUUCCAUGUCAAUGUUGGUCUUGGUGGUCUUCUCAAGGCGGUAGUUUAUCGCUGUUAGUAAGUACAGUUUGUAGAAUGCAAGGGAAUCUUAUCUUAGGAAUCCAUCUUUAGGGUAUUAGGAAGAACUGCAGAGGCUCAGUGUCUGUAAAAAAAAAGAAAAUGCCUCUUUUUUUGCCCCCAUUUUACAGUUAGUACAUCGGCUGAGAGCAUCGUUUUGAUGCCUCUAUAAGUAGAAUAUUCCAGAGACAUGUGAUAUGACCACAUUAAUGUAUAAUUUAGAUUAUAUAUUAGCAUAUAUUAGAGGGAAAAUUAAUAUUAUGAGCUCGAUUAUCUCUUCAA
Messenger RNA from Chenopodium quinoa (quinoa), 2195 nucleotides. Its product is annotated as calcium-binding and coiled-coil domain-containing protein 2-like. The transcript has 6 exons. Bases 839 to 1900 code for a protein of 353 amino acids. Lineage: Eukaryota; Viridiplantae; Streptophyta; Magnoliopsida; Caryophyllales; Amaranthaceae. The record is from RefSeq and is a predicted model, not a curated record.